UAUGACGUCCUCGCGCAAUUGGGUUCACGUUUUCGUUCCAGUUUCCCAACCUCGUUCAUCUUAAUUGCUUGACAGAGCACUGGGAAUGAAGAUACUACUACGAGCAGACAAAGGGAGAAAGUGAGGUUAAAAUAUGGAUUUUACUAAGUUUGACGAUCUUUUGAUGGGAAUCCUCCAGCACUGUGAACAAGUGGAACCGUUUUUAGAUGCAAUCUUCAGCUUUUUAGCGCGCAGGACUGACUUCUUUCUAGUGAUGCACAAUAGAGAUGACAAAGUGGGAUUCGCUCCAGGUGUAGCGGAAAAGAUGGUUCUAAAGAUCUUCAAGACUCAUCAACAGAUUGUCACUGGAAAUCAAACAGGAGCUAAAAAACAAGCACAUGGAAAGAUAUCAGGAAAAGGGAAGCAAAAAUGUGCUGACAUAGAGAGAGCAACUGAUAGAGCUUCAGCUGCAAAUGAAAACACAAGUCUAUCUGCUCCUAUGGCCUCAUCUGAUACAGAUAUAUCUCCAGCAAUCACUUCAUGUGAGGUAGAAACAUCACCCACCAGUGACAAGGGCCACACCCAACUUCCUGCAUGUACUACUGAAAAGACAUUGAGUGCUGCUUCAACAUCUAGUUCCAAGCCAACAAGCCUCACUCAAGUAAGUGAAGACGUAACAAGCAGUGAGAGCAAGGGUCUGGUUCCUGGCAAGACUGCUGAUUGUUACAAUGGAGCUGUUCUUGAGAAGUAUGCAUGGUCACAAACUAUAACUGAUAUUGAAAUAAAAAUCCCUGUGCCAUGCUCAGUAACAAAAGGUCGGGAUGUUGGUGUGGAAAUUAAGAGCUCCCAUUUGAAAGUUUGGUUAAAGAAUGGAAUCCCACCAGAUUCAGACAGCAUUAUUCUUGUUGAUGGAAAACUUCAGUGGCCGAUAAAAUGCGAAGAUUCUAUGUGGUUGUUGGAGGCUGGGAAACAGAUCAUUGUCAGCCUGGACAAAGUAGAGGAGAGGUUUUGGACAACUGUUUUGGAAGGAGAUACCGAAAUUGACAAGACUAAGGUUGACACAACACGAGACAUAAGUGAAUUUGAUGAACAAACUCAGAGUGAUUUUCAGCACGUUAUGUAUGACCAUCAUCAAAAACUUCAGGGCAAACCAACUAGUCAGGAAAUGAAAACCCACGAUCUUCUCAAGAAAGCUUGGAAUGCCAAAGGGUCGCCGUUUGCGGGAACUGACUUCGAUCCAUCAAAAGUGAACAUAUCGCCAAGUUAUGGGUGAAUAAAACUCUUCUAAUACGCUGAAAGGAGACAGAACAUGCUCUUAAAGACAUCUAAACACUUUAAGUGAAAUAAUGCGCCAUCCCGUUUCGAAAAGUAAGAACCGUGAAAGGUAGUUUUUUG
This is a messenger RNA of Pocillopora damicornis (cauliflower coral), 1374 nucleotides long. Its product is annotated as nudC domain-containing protein 3. The record is from RefSeq and is a predicted model, not a curated record. Lineage: Eukaryota; Metazoa; Cnidaria; Anthozoa; Scleractinia; Pocilloporidae. Gene Ontology annotation, biological process: protein folding. Gene Ontology annotation, cellular component: cytoplasm.